Emiliania huxleyi CCMP1516 is the source of this 829-nucleotide messenger RNA. RefSeq lists its product as hypothetical. The transcript has 2 exons. The record is from RefSeq and is a predicted model, not a curated record. Bases 531 to 692 code for a protein of 53 amino acids. NCBI's taxonomy places the organism in Eukaryota, Haptophyta, Isochrysidales, Noelaerhabdaceae.
UCUCUCUAUCACACAUUAACACCAAAAGGGAAAUGCGGCCUAAUGCGGCUCGGCGGCGCCUACCGUGGUGGGGGGGGCACACACCGUCGUGACAGGCACAGGGCCACGCGGGAGACCGACGAGGUGGUCUCUCUCAAAGGAUGCCCAUGCCGUGGCCCCCACUCAGCAUUAGCUCCUCAAUCAUCUCCAGCGGCCACCCGAGCGGCGCAUCGGCGUCAUCCUCCCUAGCAUCCUCCGUCCUCUGGCCUGAAGUGGCGCUGCCUUCGCCGUCGCUUCGGAGCGUCGGAGCCGUCCAAGAGGCCGGCGCAACGCUGCUCGCGUGCGACAGCGGGACUUCGUAGACGGCUGGCGGGGUCAGCGACCCCAGUGCCGGCAUGACGUCGGCAUCGCUCCUGCGGGCGGGCUCACACGUUGGUGCUGUCCCCGAGGUUGCAGUUCGGCCCUCGAGCUUCGAUGGUGACGCCGCAGCGCUCGCGUGCGACAGCGGAACUUCGUAGACGGCUGGCCGGGGCAGCGACCCCAGUGCCGGCAUGAGCGACUCGAUUUCGUGGAGCCCACCGCCCGAGAUCAAUAGCAUGGACCGGGCCGGCUGCAGCGGUGUCGGUGUCGGUGGCGAGGGCGACGGCUGCAUGUGCGCCACGGUGCUGCGGAGACUGGCCGCUGCGUCGGACACCAUGCGUCGGCAGAGGUAGCUAGAGGAGGGAGACAGCGCGGUCUUCUCGAUGCCCUUGCCGAUACGGAACCAGCGGGACCUUGACGAUGACCCUGACCUGCCCGGCAGCUGCUGCGCCACGUCCUUCCAGCGAUGCCCAAUCGCCUCGACCGUCGC